Messenger RNA from Trypanosoma theileri, 744 nucleotides. RefSeq lists its product as uncharacterized. The record is from RefSeq and is a predicted model, not a curated record. The coding region runs from base 1 to 744 and encodes 247 amino acids. The transcript has a single exon. NCBI's taxonomy places the organism in Eukaryota, Euglenozoa, Kinetoplastea, Trypanosomatida, Trypanosomatidae.
AUGAUGGAAUAUCUGGGGGAUGCAUCACCCGGCGAAGUUGCGACGGCUUAUCAGCAACUUUUUCCCAGGCCAGUUAACCCCGGUUUAUUUUAUCAAGAUGCAUGGAAUAAUUUUGUACAAUGGCUGGACUCCAUUCGCAACGAGGGGAUAUCAGCACAGCUGGUCCAAAUGGGAAGACAGAUAUAUACACAACUCAGGGUAAUACAAACGGCAAAGGAUUUCCCAGGAGUAAAAAUGUACGACAUCAGGGAGGUCAUGGCUCAGCCUCUGCAAAAAGACGAUCCAUACAUACAGGCUGCAUUUAAGUUGCGGAAGAAAACCUCGGCACCACCACCCGGCAAGGCAAAAUGUUUCAGAUGCCGCCGCACAGGGCAUAACAGUUCGACGCGCAGUGUGCGAUUGCAAAGAGAAGUUUUUAAGCCAAAAAAAAAAAAAAAAACAAUACACGGCCCUGGAAACAAUGAAUACUGGGGCUUUGGGGCAAGUAGGAUAUGUACGAAAGGAACGCCUUCACGCUUGGACACCUCCACCCAACAAUGUGGCACUCUUUCGAUCAAACGUCGAAACGGUGACGCAACAUAUUAUAACAGGAAACGUACAGAAACACAAGACACAACUGCAUCAACAGCAAGAAAUCUUUCAAUCGUCACUUCUCCCUCAGGGAACGACAUCAAAGAACGAGUUUACGUUAAUUCCAGCGCGCUCUCACGAUCCGCACGUCGUGGUGUUGGCAUCAGAGGCUAA